AUGAUGAUGGUGACUGGCCGCCUGCUGUUGCUAUGUGCCCUCUGUGUGCUGUGGUGCGGUGUCUGCGGUGGUGGAUGUUCUGAAGCAGCUCCAGAAGCUCAGCUUAUUGAGUCCGAAGACAAUAAACGUAAAGGUGAAAACACCACAAUUGAUGGCGUUGGAGAAGUUGACCGGUUAGGUCAACCGGCAGCGUCGCAAUCAGCAGAAUCGGUGCCUGUAUCGGGAUCGGAAGAGGAAUCGGCAUCGAACCCAUCACCGGCACUACAACCCGCAGCAAAGGCAUCGGAAGUGGCAAAUGCAACGACGGAAAACAACAAGAACACGACGAAAAAAGAAGGUGAAGCUGAUAAUGAUGAGGAAUUGAAGGAUGAGGAGAAGGAAGAAGAUGAAGAGGAAGAGGAAGAUGAAGAGGAAGAGGAAGAUGAAGAGGAAGAGGAAGAUGAAGAGGAAGAGGGAGAGGAAGUGGAGGAGAAAAAGGAAGAGGGAGAGGAAGUGGAGGAGGAAGUGGAAUUGGAUGAUGGCAAGGAGGAGGAGGGAGAGGAAGAAGAAAAAGAUGAUACCAGCACUACAAAGGGGAUUUUGGCAGGCGGUCAGGAAGAGCCAAUUUUAUCUUCUCGUGUGGAGGAAGCAUCGAAUAAAACAAAACCCCAAAGCACUCAAACAACUGGCGACAAAGAUCCAGCAGCUGAUGGUGCAGUGACACAAGAAGAAAAACAAAAUGAAAAUAAAGAAGCCAAUCCGAAGGAAACACCAGUCGAAGCCACAGUAAUAAAAACCACGACGGCGACGCCUGGCGACAGUGACGGCAGCACCGCGGUCUCCCACAACACCUCACCUCUUUCGCUUCUUCUUUUUGUUGCGUGUGCGGCUGCUGCUGCGGUGGUGGCCGCGUGA
This is a messenger RNA of Trypanosoma cruzi, 894 nucleotides long. RefSeq names its product mucin-associated surface protein (MASP), putative. Bases 1 to 894 code for a protein of 297 amino acids. The transcript has a single exon. The record is from RefSeq and is a predicted model, not a curated record. Lineage: Eukaryota; Euglenozoa; Kinetoplastea; Trypanosomatida; Trypanosomatidae.